AUGAGUACAAUCUCUGAUUUUAACGAGGAAGAAAAAGGAAAGGUUCUUCAGGACCUUACCAGUAAUGCGAAGCAAAUACAAGACGACCUUUUGAAAGAGAUACUCACACUUAACGCAGGAACAGAGUAUCUCAAAGACUUCCUUCAUGGAGGCCUUCAUGGACGGUCUGCUAAAGAGCUUUUCAAGAAAAACGUACCAAUAGUCACAUAUGAAGAUGUUAAACCUUAUAUCGAUCGCGUAGUGAAUGGAGAGCCGUCGAAUAUACUAUCGGUCUUACCCAUUACAAAUUUCUUGCUAACUUCGGGAACUUCGGCAGGAGCAAGUAAAAUGAUACCAUCGAAUAUUAAAUUUUUAGAAGGCUAUGCAUUCAUCGGUGACCUUAUCCUCCACGUUAUAAACAAGCAUGUUAAAGGUGUGGAGAAAGGAAAGGGGAUGCUGUUUUUCUUAACUAGCCACGACUCCAGAACUCCCAUUGGCUUACCCAUGGGGUCCGCAACAAGCUGGUACUUAAAGAGCGACUAUUUCAAGAAUCGACCAUCUAGUUGGUAUUAUUCUUAUACGAGUCCUGAUGAAGUUAUUUUAGGCAGUGACAGCAAGCAAGUUCUGUAUUGCCAUUUGCUAUGUGGUCUUGUCCAAAGAGACGAGGUCAUGAGAAUUGGUUCCAUAUUCGCGUCAAUUAUAGUCCGAGUAAUCAAGCUUCUUGAAGAUUCAUGGAAGGAGUUGUGUUGGAAUAUCCGAUCAGGUCAUCUCAGCGAGUGGAUCACCGAUUCCGGUUGUAGAAACUCCGUUUCUAUCGUUCUUGGAGGUCAGCCCCGUCCUGAAUUAUCGGACGAGAUCGAAAAGAUUUGCAGCGAAGAGUCUUGGGAAGGUUCAAUGGCACAAUAUGUUCCUACAUUGAACUAUUACUGCAAUGACCUGCCUCUCGUUUCAACAGCUUAUGCUUCUUCCGAGUCAGUCUACGGUAUUAAUAUCAAUCCUUUGUCUAAACCUGAAGACGUCUCCUACACGCUCCUGCCCAACCUAUGUUACUUUGAGUUCAUACCAUUGGAGGGAGACGAUAAUGAUGUUGUGGACCUCGUGGAUGUAACUGGAUUCUACAACAAGGCACCUCAGUUUAAGGUGGUCGGAAGAGAGAACGUGGUGUUAAGCAUUGAGACGGACAUGACAAAGGAGGAAGACUUGUUCAAAGCAGUGAAUCAAGAAAAGCUGGUUCUCAACUCAUCAGGUCUAAGGCUUGUACAUUUCACCAGCAGUACUGAUAUCUCUAGUAGUCCGGGUCACUACGUGAUUUAUUGGGAAGUUAAGGCUGAAAACAAAGACAUCAAGGGCCUCGAGUUCAGCGAGAAGACAUUCUUGGAGUGUUGUUUGGCAAUGGAGGAUUCACUUGACGAGGGAUACAAGUACGGUCGAGUCCAUGGAACUAUUGGGCCUCUCGAGAUAAGAGUAUCAAUACAAGACUCCCACAUGCAUAAGAUCUGA
This is a messenger RNA of Eruca vesicaria subsp. sativa (arugula), 1479 nucleotides long. The record is from the annotation of a GenBank genome assembly. Lineage: Eukaryota; Viridiplantae; Streptophyta; Magnoliopsida; Brassicales; Brassicaceae.